Saccharomyces paradoxus is the source of this 1887-nucleotide messenger RNA. RefSeq names its product tRNA methyltransferase RSM22 (gene RSM22). The transcript has a single exon. Bases 1 to 1887 code for a protein of 628 amino acids. Gene Ontology annotation, biological process: translation. Gene Ontology annotation, cellular component: mitochondrial small ribosomal subunit. The record is from RefSeq and is a predicted model, not a curated record. Lineage: Eukaryota; Fungi; Ascomycota; Saccharomycetes; Saccharomycetales; Saccharomycetaceae. Gene Ontology annotation, molecular function: structural constituent of ribosome; methyltransferase activity.
AUGAUGAGAAGAUGCCUCAAUAUCUUACCGCAGAAUGUCCGAUUUAACUCAAAGCUCACAAGCGUAAAUUUACGAAGGUUAGAUUUGGCGGAUUUUAUAGGCACGCACAAUGGAGAAAUGAAUGUUCCUCCGUCGUACAGAGAUGAAGCUGGUAGUUCAAUUCCAGGGAUCAACUCUAAAGAACUCAGAUUACUUCCCAAAACUCUCCAGGGUCGGUCAUAUCAUGAUCAAUUAGAGUUGAAUCCUGAUGUAAGCAAAGCAAUCAAUAAUAAUAUUAUGGCUAUACAUAUUCCGAAUAAUCUUAGAAGGGUUGCCACAAAUUAUUACAAAGAGAUUCAGGAAUCGAACUCAUUACACCGCCCCUGUAGGACCAAAAUGGAGGUUGAUGCUCAUAUAGCGUCCAUUUUUUUACAAAAUUACGGUUCUAUUUUCCAAAGUCUGAAAGAAUUACAAAAAAGGGUAGGUCCUGAGAAUUUUAAACCUCAGAGGAUCCUUGAUGUUGGAUACGGCCCUGCGACUGGCAUAGUUGCCCUAAACGAUGUUUUGGGCCCAAAUUACAGACCUGAUGUAAAAGAUGCAGUUAUCUUAGGGAACGCGGAAAUGCAAGAAAGAGCCAAAAUUAUUUUGAGCAGGCAACUUAACGAAGUGGUCAACGCUGAAGAAGCAAAUGAGUCUACAGGGGAAGAAGUGGAAAUAAAUAGACAGAACGGGAUCAUUCAAGAAGAUGAAGUUAUUGGAGAAGUAAUGACAAGAAAAAUAAACAUUAUGACUAACUUGCGAUCUUCUAUUCCCGCAUCCAAGGAAUAUGAUCUCAUUAUUUUAACGCACCAACUUCUUCAUGACAAGAAUCAAUUUCCAAUUCAGGUAGAUGAAAACAUAGAGCACUACUUAAACAUGCUAGCGCCUGGUGGGCAUAUUGUUAUUAUUGAACGAGGAAACCCAAUGGGAUUCGAGGUUAUAGCUAGGGCAAGGCAAGUUAUGCUUAGACCUGAAAACUUCCCAGAUGAAUUCGGAAAAAUACCAAGGCCUUGGUUAAAGGGAGUAACAGUAAGAGACAAAAAAGAUGAGCAAUUAGGGAACAUCCCUACUAAUUACUUUCUGAAGGUGAUUGCACCUUGUCCACAUCAAAGAAAAUGUCCCUUACAAGUUGGAAAUCCUAACUUUUACACACAUAAAGAAGGCAAAGACUUGAAAUUUUGCAAUUUUCAAAAAAGCAUCAAGCGACCCAAAUUCAGCGUAGAAUUAAAGAGGGGUAAACUUCUGGCUACAUCGUGGGACGGUUCUCAAGGAAAUUCGUCUAGACUAAGGGGGUCAGGAAGGAGAAACGGUCGUGACUAUGAAAUUUUGAAUUAUUCUUAUUUAAUUCUUGAGAGAUCACAAAAGGACAAAAAUACGUUAAAAGAAAUCUGUAAAUUACGGGGUGAAAAUGUCAACAGCAAAUAUGAUAUUGGAUCGCUGGGUGAUGACACGCAAAAUACCUGGCCUAGAAUUAUCAAUGAUCCUGUCAAACGUAAAGGUCAUGUUAUGAUGGAUUUAUGUGCGCCAUCAGGUGAACUUGAAAAAUGGACAGUUUCUCGGUCGUUUUCCAAACAAAUAUACCAUGAUGCUAGGAAGAGUAAAAAAGGUGAUUUAUGGGCUUCAGGGGCCAAAACACAGAUUAAAGGACUGGGAGACCUGAAUGUUAAGAAAUUCCAGAAACUAGAAAAGGAAAGAAUCAAGCAAUUGAAGAAGGAAGAACGUCAAAAGGCUAGAAAGAUUAUGGAAUCUUAUAACGAAUUGGAGGACUCCCUUCAAUUUGAUGAUCACCAGUUUUCGAACUUCGAGGUGAUGAAGGAAUUGUCCACUUUCCAUGGUCACCAUUUUUCACAACAUGUAAAUAAAAAAUGA